AUGUCGCAUCCCGCCAUCAGCGUCAACAUCGCCUUGGAGCCUGCGGCUGCCACAAUCGGCGCGCCUUGCUCAAUCACUCUAUCUGUCACCCUCUCGCACCCGACUCCAAUCACAAUCCACACGUGGCAUACCGUGUUCAACUACGCUCGGUCCAAAGUUCGUAGGAACUUCUGGUGCAUCGAUCUCUCCGACAAUGACAAGCCUGUUCAGCUCGAGACAGUCAAAUGCGGCAUGAGAUCAGGCUACAUCUGCCGCGAGCUGGGCGGUCUCGAUGAUCAGUACUUUGUGACUCUGGAACCUGGAAAGGUUGUGGAGUUCACUGCUCCGUUCAUCUUGGCCCAUCGGGUGGACAAUAGAUUGGUGGUUGGACAUCGCUAUCGCUUUGGGUUGAGCGAGAGAGAAUGCGUGCAGUACUGGAUGCAUGGCACCCGCGAAGAGAUCAUGUUGCCUCCUGGACAGCACGCGCCGAUCGAGAAUGCAGGACCCGCGAUCAUGCUUGACGCCGGAUCGCCGGUCGAGUUCGAAGUCUUGGACCCUGAGCCCCUGGAGCAAGAACCUCAACAAGUCUCCACAUCGACUCAAAGCAGCAGUAGAUCAUUGAACAACACCUCCUCAUUCUCCUCAUCCUCAGUCCACGGCCAUGCGCUUACAGAUCCUGGUGCAAGAGACGAGAAACUCAACUGCACCCCCAGCGUCUUCCGAAACACCCACUCAGCAACAAUCAAAGUAUCCCCCAAAUGCCCAGCAGCAGGCCACGGCGCAGCAAUGGUUUCAAACGGCAAGGCUUUAUGCAGCGGGACCCGUAAAGCCGAAAACCGCAAAUAA
Molecule: messenger RNA, 825 nt
Organism: Aureobasidium namibiae CBS 147.97
Lineage: Eukaryota; Fungi; Ascomycota; Dothideomycetes; Dothideales; Saccotheciaceae
Exons: 2
Coding region: 1-825 (274 amino acids)
Source: RefSeq, a predicted model, not a curated record